Drosophila busckii is the source of this 2346-nucleotide messenger RNA. RefSeq names its product intraflagellar transport protein 80 homolog (gene Oseg5). Gene Ontology annotation, molecular function: protein binding. Lineage: Eukaryota; Metazoa; Arthropoda; Insecta; Diptera; Drosophilidae. Gene Ontology annotation, cellular component: centrosome; cilium; intraciliary transport particle B. The record is from RefSeq and is a predicted model, not a curated record. Gene Ontology annotation, biological process: cilium assembly.
AUGAAGCUAAAAACUCGCAUCUGCAAAAAGAAUUCGUUGAAGACUUUGGAUGCCACAGAGGAAAGCCAAGCGCCUAGUGGAAAUUAUCCACUGAGCUGCGUCGAUUGGAGCAGCAAUGAGGAGAUUUACUUUGUCAGCGACGAUCAUCAGAUCUACAAGUGGAGCGAUGUGAGUCGCGAUUCAGUGGAGGUGGCCAAGCUGCCGGAUGACUUUAUACCCACGGAUUUGCAUUGGCUGCUCUUGGGUGGUCGCAGCAGCGGCGGUGGCAAGGGCAGCGAUACGCUGCUCAUUUGCAGCAACGACGGGCGCUUCAUUAUUUUGAACAAGAGUGCGCGAGUGGAGCGCAGCAUUGCCGCCCACACAGCGCCAAUUAGUGCGGGUCGCUGGAGUCCCGAUGGUGCGGGCUUACUCACAGCCGCCGAGGAUGGCGUCAUCAAAAUCUGGUCACGCUCCGGCAUGUUGCGCUCCACGGUAGUGCAGAGUGAUGAGCCCAUACGCUGUGCCCGCUGGUCGCCCAACUCAACGGCCAUUGCAUUCAGCCAAGGUGGUCAUAUAUCCAUCAAGCCGCUUGCAGCCAAUAGCAAACUAAUAAGGUGGCGUGCUCAUGAUGGUCUAGUGCUGUCGCUUAGCUGGUCGGCCCAAUCGAAUAUUAUCGCCUCGGGUGGUGAGGACUUUCGCUUUAAGAUCUGGGAUGCUCAAGGCGCCAGUCUCUACAGCAGCGCAGCGGAGGAGUAUGCCAUAACUAGCGUGGCCUUCAAUCCCGAGAAGGACUUGCUGCUGGUGGGCACCGUUACAUGCUCAAGCUUGUGCCACAGCACGGGCUGGUGCUACAACAGCGAGCGCUUUACGGCGCCCAGCGUGGGCUCGUUUCACACCCUGGCCUGGUCGGCAGAUGGCACGCAGGUGGCCUGCGGCACAGCUACGGGUCAGUUAAUCAUGGGCUAUGCCGUGGAGCAGCAGCUGUACUCGCGUAAUCUCAAGGCCAGCAGCACAAGUCGCAAGUCCAUUGCGCUGCAGGAUAUAGCAAAUGGCAGCAGAGAUGUGCUGGAGUUUCCACAGCGUGUCAUCAACUUUGCUUUGGGUUAUGGUCAUCUAGUGGUGGCUACGACGCAUCAGCUGCACAUCUACAAUGAGAAAUAUAUUAAUACGCCCAUUAUAAUUGAUGGACGCAACGAUGUGCGCGUCAUUGAAGUGGGCAAGAAACACUUUAUGGUGCUGGACGCCACCUCCAUUUGGGUUUACAGCUAUACGGGUCGUCUGCAUUUGAAUCCACGCUAUCCUGGCUCGCAAGCGCAGCUGCCCUUGCUCAACUGGCGCAGCUUGAGCUUGGGCCUGGAUGUCUUGGCCAUACGCGACAACUCAGAGACAACUUUACUGCACCUAUUCGAUCUUAUUCCUGGCGCCUCGCGUCAAUAUGAGCCGCAGUCGCUGCGCGCCAAGCAGCCGCUGGCAGAGAUUGCAGCCUGUCGAGCAGGCAGCGCCGAUGAUCAGUUUGUUGCCUUCAUCGACAGCAAUCGCGAGCUGUACAUCAGUGAAACGCGUAAUCUGAAUGGCGGCUCAGCCAACAAUGGCCACAAUGAAAUUUAUAAAAUAGGCACGCAGCUCACAGCCAUCAAGUGGGCAAGUGAAACGAAUAUUCUAGUGGGCGUGCAUGACUCCUGCUACAGCAUUUGGUACUGCCCAGGCGAAGGUGCCUCCGAUCCCACCAUCAUAGCACUCACCACAGUUACACUGGAUACGGCCGAGUUUGGCAAGCAUGUGGACAUUGAUAGCUUCGAGGAUGCUGUCAUUACCUUUCGCUGCGCUGGCGCUCUCUUGCCUGUUAACAUUAACAUCUACUGCGAGGUUCUCCAUCGCACUUUGCAAGAGGGUCAAGGUCAGUGGCAACAGGCACUGAAGAUUUGUCGCCUUGCUCAGCAUACAAGUCUGUGGGCCACUUUGGCUGCGGUUGCCACACGCAAGCAUCAGCUGCAGAUUAGCGAGGAAGCUUACUCAGCCGCUUUGCAGAUCGACAAAGUCAGUUAUCUGCAGCAUUUGAAGACUUUGACACCCUCGAGUCCCGAGCAAAUGGCGGAGAACUCGUUGAUGCUGGGCCGCAUGCUGGAGGCGGAACUAUUCCUGCUGCACAAUCAAAAGUUCCAGCAGGCCGUGGGCUUGGCUCUUCGCAUGCACAACUGGAAGCGCGCCUUGGAGAUUGCCCAGAAGCAUGAGACGGCUGAGCCUGGCUUGGAUUUGCUGCAGCGUGUGCUGGAGCAGCGACGAAAGUAUCUUAAGGCUUUGGCGCGCGAUGAAUGGGAGCCAUUGUAUCUAAGCUAUGCAGUAAAGGAUGAAAGUCCCAGUGAAUGA